Molecule: messenger RNA, 2826 nt
Organism: Orbilia oligospora ATCC 24927
Lineage: Eukaryota; Fungi; Ascomycota; Orbiliomycetes; Orbiliales; Orbiliaceae
Exons: 5
Coding region: 1-2826 (941 amino acids)
Biological process (GO): mitotic DNA replication initiation; DNA strand elongation involved in DNA replication; DNA replication
Cellular component (GO): nucleus; MCM complex
Molecular function (GO): ATP binding; single-stranded DNA helicase activity; single-stranded DNA binding
Source: RefSeq, a predicted model, not a curated record
AUGUCGACCCCUCGUCGAUCCGCACGAGGGACUCCUCAAGCGACCCCACAAACCGCGCGCAGCACACGCAGCGCGAGGUCUACAGCUCCAGGCUCUAGCUUUGCCACUCCUUCUCGACCCGCGCGAACUGCCGUUACAGAUUCCCCAUUAUUUAGAAGCGAGGCCUCUUCUUCGCCUGCUCCACAUUCCGAACGCGAUGAUAUGGACAUGAGCGAUCCGAUGGAGUAUCCGAGUAGUAGCCCUGCUCCGGAAAUACCAGAGGAUCCUGCUACCCCACGGGCUAGUGCAUCUAAUGCUUGGGGAAUGUCUUCAUCGCCUCUUCGAUAUGACCCUAGCACCCCUGGAGGGCCUUCGUCCGAUGGCCCUGGUCGCCUCUAUGGAACUCAAGAUAACGAAGCUACUCCUCGAGCGCGCCGAAAUCGAAAUGACAUCCCAAUGUCCGAUUCAUUCGGCCCUGAUGGCCAGCCUCGUACCUUCGUCCCUCGCCCAGGUGGCCAAUCGGACGCAAACACUUUUCAGACCUCUGAGGCAGAUGAGUUCACCCAACGGUUCAUUUGGGGUACCAACAUCUCGAUCAUCGACUCCAUGCGUAACUUCCGAAAUUUUCUUCGAAACUUCAAGCGCAAAUACCGAAUGAUCUACAAUGGCGAGACUGUAGCUCCAGGUGCAGGUGAAGACCUUGUGUACGAUGAGAUGCUAAAGGCAAUGAAGCAGUUACAUGUUACAGGGUUGAACGUUGAUUGCAAGAACUUGUUGGCAUUCCCACAAACAAAGAAAUUUUAUCAUCAAUUGAUUAACUAUCCUGCUGAGAUAAUUCCUCUAAUGGAUCAAGUUGUCAAGGACGAAAUGAAGGAGUUGUUUGUGAGGUCGGGCGCAGGAGAAGAUGAGCUUAACGAGUUCGAGAGAGACAUGUAUCAGGUCAGACCGUUCAAUUUGGAGAAACAGUCUAAUAUGAGAGAAUUGAACCCGAAUGAUAUUGAUAAGGUGGUCAGUAUCAAGGGUCUGGUCAUCCGAACAACCCCGGUUAUCCCAGACAUGAAAAUGGCCUUCUUCCGUUGCGAGAUCUGCAAUCAGGAUGUGAAAGUCGAAAUCGAACGCGGCAAGAUUGUUGAGCCUACGAGAUGCCCUCGCCAAGUUUGUAAUGCACCCAACUCAAUGCAGCUCAUUCACAAUCGCUCUGAGUUCGCAGACAAGCAAAUCCUGAAACUUCAGGAGACACCAGAUAGCAUACCUGAUGGUCAAACCCCCCAUUCAGUGUCUAUCUUGAUGUAUGAUGAGAUGGUGGACGUCUGCAAGGCUGGUGACCGUGUUGAAGUUACGGGUAUUUUCAGAGGCGUGCCAGUGCGAGUCAACCCAAGACAGAGGUCAGUGAAGAGUCUGUUCAAGACCUACAUUGACGCCGUACACAUUCAAAAGGUGGACAAGAAGAGGCUGGGCCUCGAUGUUACAACAAUGGAAGGCAGUAUGGCGGAUAAAGUAUCUGCAGACGUAGACGAAGUCCGAAAGAUCACUGAAGCCGAAAUUGAGAAGAUCAAGGAAGUCGGGGCAAGAUACGACGUCUAUGAGCUCCUUUCUAGGUCACUGGCACCUAGUGUGUUUGAAAACGAUGAUGUGAAGAAGGGUAUUCUACUACAGCUCUUUGGCGGCACUAACAAGACGUUCGAAAGAGGUGGUGCGCCACGAUACCGUGGCGAUAUCAACAUUUUACUUUGCGGUGACCCGUCUACCUCGAAAUCUCAAAUGCUUUCUUAUGUUAACCGAAUUGCACCAAGAGGUAUCUACACCAGCGGUAAAGGUUCCUCAGCAGUUGGUUUGACCGCCUACGUAACUCGGGACCCGGAGUCUAAACAGCUGGUUCUCGAAUCCGGAGCAUUGGUACUUUCAGAUGGAGGUAUCUGUUGUAUCGAUGAAUUCGACAAAAUGUCUGAAGCUACAAGAUCAGUUCUUCACGAAGUGAUGGAACAGCAAACAGUAUCCAUUGCUAAAGCUGGUAUCAUCACCACAUUGAACGCUCGUACUUCUAUCCUUGCGUCGGCAAAUCCAAUUGGCAGCAAAUAUAAUCCAAACCUUUCAGUCCCAAAGAACAUCGACCUCCCGCCAACAUUGAUGAGUAGAUUUGACUUGAUCUACCUCAUGUUGGAUAAAGUUGAUGAAAAAUCCGACAAGAUGUUGGCAAGGCAUUUAGUUGGGAUGUACUUGGAGGAUAGACCUGAGAAUGCAGCUCAGAAAGAGAUUCUACCCAUCGAAUUCUUAACAUCCUACGUUUCCUAUGCCCGCCAAAAUAUACAUCCAAGGAUCACGGAAGAAGCCUCCGAAGAACUCGUACGAUCCUACGUUGCCAUGCGAAAACUUGGCGAAGACGUCCGCGCCGCUGAGCGUCGUAUUACCGCCACAACCCGUCAACUGGAAUCCAUGAUCCGUCUAUCAGAGGCGCAUGCAAAAAUGCGCCUAGCGAGCGAGGUAGAACUGCGCGAUGUAUUAGAAGCCGUCCGUCUUAUUCGUUCUGCCAUUAAAGAGAGCGCUACAGAUCCCCUGACAGGAAGGAUUGAUAUGGAUCUUAUUUCUGGUGUUGGAGUGAGUGAGCGCCGUAGGCGUGGAGAUUUGAAGAGUGCAAUUGUUACAAUAUUAGAUGAAAUGACGAGGAGUGGCGGGUCUGUUAUGCUACGUGAGGUGCUUGCGAGGAUUCAAGCCGAGGGAGAGACGGGUGCCAAGAUGGGACAAGGAGAAUUUAUGGAAGCGGUCGCUGCACUAGAAGGUGAGGGACACGUCGUUAAUGUUGGUGGUGAGGGUAUGGCAAGGAAGAUUAGAAGAGUCACGGGGAUUUAA